Molecule: messenger RNA, 3129 nt
Organism: Trametes versicolor FP-101664 SS1
Lineage: Eukaryota; Fungi; Basidiomycota; Agaricomycetes; Polyporales; Polyporaceae
Exons: 2
Coding region: 1-2685 (894 amino acids)
Source: RefSeq, a predicted model, not a curated record
AUGAACGUCAUGAAUUCCCCCCUCGACCUCCGUUCUCGCGACGACCAUGUCAGGCUUCUCCUUGAUCAGCGUGCCGCACGCGCAGACCUCCACGGACACGGACGUUUCCCCUCCCUCUCAGAAUUCUCAGACUCGCCCUCUGUAUACAGCCACCCGCACUUCUCCCCACGUCCCUCUGACAGAGCUCCUCACGACGGCGGCCAGCCCUUCCGCUUCCCGCAGAGCUCGCAUCCCUACAGCCCAUCUCUAGCUGAGCCGCGCUCGCCCAUCUCGGACAGGGAGCGUCUCAACAUUCCCACCGCUAGCAGUCUAGACCUCGAAGACGACCCUCGCUUAUCCUCGGACUACGGCAGCAUGCAUAACGGCGACGAUUCGUCCCCCGAAGAGGACGGGGAGGAGGAGGUCCCGCGAAUCAAUAUGUACGGUCCCAAAAUGCGCUUCCACUCCCCCGCGCCUUGGGAAGAAGAUGAAGAGGAGCUCUCGCGAGAUAGCCUCGACGAACCGUCGAAGCGAUCGAAGAAGAAGGGCGAGUCUGGCAAGAAAGGUUGGGGACUGUCCAGAGGAACCAGCGAACCCCGGCCAAGCAACGACUCUUCCACUUCGAGCAGGCCCAAACAGUCGUUCGAGACCUCGUCCACACUCUCCGCUGCUGGCGCUUUAGCUGCGCUCGCCCAGGCAUCCAUGUCCUCCACGUCCCUGGCCAUCAAUCCGUCACCGCAAUCACUGCGGGACAAGCUGUCGCUGCCGCGCCUCAGAUCCCGCACGCCGUCCAGCGGCGGUCACGUCGAUGCGCACUCGAACAACGCCUCCCCCAUCUCCCGCAUGACGUCCCCCGCGGAUGCCGAUGCGGACGACCGCUCGUUUGGCUAUUCCUCAACACGAUCUGCGACGCCACAGCAUAUGGAGUACACGCACCCGUACGCCAACCCAGAUCUCGUCCGCGUCGCGACACACGAUCUCCCUUUGGCGUCGCCCAACUUUCAGACAACGUUUGGGGCCAACAGGGGGGAUUCAAAUGCGACGCUCACCGACACGACGACACACAGCAGCAGCAUGUCUCAGUUCCGCUCGACGACCACCCUCUCGAUCACCCCUGGGACGUCGACCACGUCGGUGAGCCCGAGCCUAAACGACUCCGUGUCGUCCACUACCAAGGUCGGGGGCAAGGGCAUCUCUGGUCCUAUGCCGGUCGACAAAUCGUCACUGCCCAUGUCGGCGCUUAGUAUGCUUAACGGUGUACCGGGGUCUCCCAUCGUUGCAUCGACGCCCUUGAGUCCCGCCCGGACGCGAGAGAACACGUUGUCGGCCGUUCCCAUGGGUGGUCUGCCAGCGUGGCAUGAGAGCAGCGGUGGCGGUGGGGCCCUCAAGCUCAUCUCGCUAGAGGAAGCGCAGGCGCAGGCCAGAGAACGCUCGCGGACAGCACAACCAGCAAUUUCCAGCCCCUACGCCAGCACAUCCAAGACCCAGUUGCCAGACCCAGAUUCCGACGGUUCGCAGCGCGUGCAGGGACGGGCGCGCUCCACCAGUGCAGGUGCAAGCAAGGGACGACACCCGCUCCCUAUGGCGGGCGACUCCUCGCCUGGGGGACAUCCUAGCGGGCCUCAUAGGCAGGUGGCACGGAAGAAGAGCGGUUUCAUGCGUCUGUUUAAUGGCAAGGACCGAGAUCGAGUGUCGCCUGGCUCGCCUCCGCCUCCGGUGCCGUCACUGGCGAAUGACGCAUUCGCGGCUAACCCACAGCAGCCGAUGCCGCCCCCACAAUACUCACGGCCCCGGCAGGGCUCUGCCACCCACCGCGUACCUGUCCCGUCCCUGUCUCCCAGCACGCUGGGCGACUCCGCCGCCAAUUCUGGGUCCAGUAUCGGGUCAGGGUCCUCCAACGAGUCUUCUCCUGCCGCGACCGCCUUACCUCCUGCCACCGCUACCGCCAUGCGCGAACAGCAACUCAGUGCUCGCCGCAAAGUCCCCGAUCUCUCGAUCGUCACCUCUUCGCCUCCGAUGGGUGGCUUAACCGCGAAGGUGCCGUAUACGGCGCCGCUCUCUGCGGGCGCCCACGACAUGUCGCAUCAUUUGACGCCAACCAUCUCGCACGCGGACAAGGCGAAGAUUGGAGCAUUCCCAUCUAGCGCACCGCCAUGCAAGACGGACUUCGUCGGGCUCAGCAUACGCCCAGUGUCUACGCUCUUCAGCCGCGAACUCAAGGAGCAGCUUUCCGUCGCAGACGACGCAUCCCUUCGGACGCGGCCAUCGCUCGAGGUCGACACGGGUACCCCCACGACCGCCGCAACCGCCAUCUCCCCACUGAGCCCAGACUUCCACCCCCACGGCAAGUACGGGCGUGCGAGCGACGAGAAGUCGGGUCCCAUGAUCGCGCAGGACGACCAGUCGAGCGUGAUACAGGCGCUGCAGGAGCAGAUACUCACCGCACGUCGCGCGUGGCAGCGCCAGAUCUGGGAACUCGAAGGCCAGGUGCGCGAUCUCAAGGCGGAGGUCGAGGAGCUCCGUGCGGUCGAGGGCAGCGCGGACUACUGCGCGUCUUGUGGCCGCGGAGGUGGCGGCGGCCGUCGACCCGGUGGGGAUGACGGACGUAACGUCGAGGAGCUUAGGCGAGCAGGCGUAAAGACUGGCGUCGUCAACCGUCCAAGGGCGCGCACAGGCGUCGGCUCGCGGUUUGCGAGCGGCACCUAGCUGCUAGCUGUCGCCCGAUGGCUAUAUGCGUGUUCGAUGGCCGCGGCCACGGGUUUUCUGGUGCGUGCGGUGUCACGCCUUCCUCUCUUUCGUACAUACUAUGCGCUCGUUCUUGGCCGUUCCCUUUUUGCGGAAUAGACCGACCCGGCCGGAGACCGGUGUUCGCGAGGGACGCUUUCGUUCAACACAUCUACCCUUUGUUUAUUUCUAUUAUCUUGUAAUCCCCUGCACACGCACGCCGUUGUGCGUCCACACACCCUCAUUUUAUCUGCCUCUCUAUCCUCACGACGAUUCCGAUAUUCCGCUUGAUACCACCCCUAGAGUAUAUUUGUACGUCGUAAUGUGUCCCAGUAUCGCUUUGUCCGCCGCCCCGGGGCUUGUCCUCACCCACCCACUCCAACGCUCCUUCACUCGCUCGCUCGCACAUAUCCCUGGAUCCCCCUC